This is a messenger RNA of Parus major (Great Tit), 895 nucleotides long. Its product is annotated as nuclear pore glycoprotein p62-like. Bases 1 to 687 code for a protein of 228 amino acids. The record is from RefSeq and is a predicted model, not a curated record. The transcript has 4 exons. Lineage: Eukaryota; Metazoa; Chordata; Aves; Passeriformes; Paridae.
AUGUCCCUGUCCCACACCCCUAUCCCGGUGUCCCCUGUCCCGGUGUCCCCUGUCCCGCCCGCCGGGCUCUUCUCCUUCAGCAGGCCGGGCGCGGCCGUGCAGCCCUCCGGCUUCAGCUUCGGCUCGGCCGCCGCGACCCCCGCGGCCCCGGCAGCCGCCGCCUUCCCGCUGGGGGCAAACACCACAAAAGUGAACUUUGGAGCCAGCACUGCCACUUCAGCUCCUGGAAUCACGGGGGGCUUUUCUUUUAGUGCCCCUGUUGCAACCAGCACACCCUCGAGUCAGGCAGCAGCCCCGUCCGGCUUUUCCUUUGGCUCUGCUGGCACCAGCAGCACCAGCACGGCUCCGUCUGGGACGACAGGAGGCUUCACCUUCUCCAGUGGCACCACGACUCAGGCGGGAACAGCCGGCUUCAGCAUCGGCACCGCGGCUCCGCAGGCAACGUCCGCGGGGCUGACCUUUGGCACGGCCCCUGCGGCUGCUGCCACCACCAGCACGGCCACCCUGGGAGCGGCCACCCCGUCAGCAGCGCCCUUCAGCCUCGGGGGGCAGUCCACAGGUCUAACCUUUGGGGCACCGCCUUCAACAGCAGCCACCAGCACAACCACGGCAACGCUGACCACAAGUACCAGCCAGGCACCCACCCUGUCCUUUGGAACCAAGCUUGGAGGUAGGAAGCUGUUCUAGAAAACAAUUCCUCAAGGCUUUGGGAAAUCCUCCUGGCAGCAUUUGACUAUUGGAAGUAGACAAAUGCACUGGGGUGUGGGAAGGGGCCAGAAGCAUUUGUUCCUGUGAGUUUGCCCUGGCAGGGGUGACCUGUGGCAGCUCCUAGAGCCACUGGUCAGUGUGUCCUGUGUUUCUGAUUGUGUCCCACAUGCCAGAUUCUGUUCUGUGC